CCCUACCUGAUCUCACCAACUACAAUACAGCCCUACCUGUUCUCACCAACCACAAUACAACUCUACCCGAUCUCACCAAAUACAAUACAGCCCUACCCGAUCUCACCUACUACAAUACAGCCCUACCCGAUCUCACCAACCACAAUACAGCCCUACCUGAUCUCACCAACUACAAUACAGCCCUACCCGAUCUCACCAACUACAAUACAGCCCUACCCGAUCUCACCAACCACAAUACAGCUCUACCUGAUCUCACCAACUAUAACACAGCCCUACCCGAUCUCACCAACUACAAUACAGCCCUACCCAAUCUCACCAAAUACAAUACAGCCGUACCCGUUCUCACCAACUACAAUACAGCCCUACCUGAUCUCACCAACUACAAUACAGCCCUACCCGAUCUCACCAAAUACAAUACAGCCCUACCCGAUCUCACCAAAUGCAAUACAGCCCUACCUGAUCUCACCAACUACAAUACAGCCCUACCCAAUCUCACCAACUACAAUACAGCCCUACCUGAUCUCACCAACUACAAUACAGCCCUACCCGAUCUCACCAAAUACAAUACAGCCCUACCCGAUCUCACCAAAUACAAUACAGCCCUACCCGAUCUCACCAACUACAAUACAGCCCUACCUGAUCUCACCAACUACAAUACAGCCCUACCUGAUCUCACCAAAUACAAUACAGCCCUACCCGAUCUCACCAACUACAAUACAGCCCUACCCAAUCUCACCAACUACAAUACAGCCCUACCCGAUCUCACCAACUACAAUACAGCCCUACCUGAUCUCACCAACUACAAUACAGCCCUACCUGAUCUCACCAACUACAAUACAGCCCUACCCGAUCUCACCAACUACAAUACAGCCCUACCCGAUCUCACCAAAUACAAUACAGCCCUACCUGAUCUCCCCAAAUACAAUACAGCCCCAUCUGUUCUCACCAUCCA
This is a messenger RNA of Pelobates cultripes (western spadefoot toad), 952 nucleotides long. NCBI's taxonomy places the organism in Eukaryota, Metazoa, Chordata, Amphibia, Anura, Pelobatidae. The record is from the annotation of a GenBank genome assembly.